This is a messenger RNA of Solea solea (common sole), 1874 nucleotides long. RefSeq names its product chromobox homolog 2 (Drosophila Pc class) (gene cbx2). The record is from RefSeq and is a predicted model, not a curated record. Gene Ontology annotation, biological process: negative regulation of transcription by RNA polymerase II. Gene Ontology annotation, cellular component: PRC1 complex; heterochromatin. Bases 43 to 1617 code for a protein of 524 amino acids. The transcript is spliced from 5 exons. Lineage: Eukaryota; Metazoa; Chordata; Actinopteri; Pleuronectiformes; Soleidae.
GGCUCUUUUCAUAGAGGAUUCUUAUUCGUGGCGAAGGCAGACAUGGAGGAGCUGAGCGCGGUGGGCGAACAGGUUUUUGAUGCGGAAUGCAUCUUAAACAAACGACUCCGGAAGGGAAAGUUGGAGUUUCUGGUGAAGUGGAGGGGAUGGUCAUCCAAACACAACAGCUGGGAGCCCCAAGAAAACAUCCUUGACCCGAGACUGUUGGCUGCGUUCAACAAGAAAGAGCAAGAAAAGGAGCUCCUGUUGCGUAAUAAAGGGAAAAGGCCAAGAGGAAGACCACGGAAAAUCUUAGAAAAUGUGCCAGAAGCUACGAAAUCAAGCAGCUCUUCGUCUGGCUCGUCGUCGUCCUCCUCCGACUCGUCAUCCUCGUGCUCCUCCGACUCGUCCUCGUCGGAGGAUGAGGAGGACGAAGACACCAAACAGAUGAACCCGGCUGUCAGAACCCGAGACCACCAUCCGGUCCCACAGAAGAAGGCGCAGAUCGUUGUGGCCAAACCGGAGCCGCCAAAGAAACGGAGCAGGAAACCUCCGACCCCCGAGGUGAAGGAAUUCCAACAGAGCAAGGGUCUUCGUAAACUCGUCAGCGCGCCCAAAGACGCUGAUCUGCCCGGAGCGAUUAAAAAGCCCGUUCAUCCUGCGAGUUUCACCUUCAUGGGCUUCCACCGAGGCUCGCCGAGAGACGCAGUGGGACAGACCAGGGGGUCUCAGGCACACGGUGGGGCUGUAAAAAACUCCCCGAGCUCUGUGGGAUCCGGCAGGUCGGUCCAGCCUUCCUCGCACUCUCUGAACAAAUCCAGCCAGAGCAGGAAUGUCACUGAAGGCAAAUUGUCCGUCUGCGGCGUGAAUACUGGGACAAGUCUGGAUUUAAACACAGCUGCUGGGAAAUCAAAAGGGGUGGCAGCGUUGAAUUUGAAUACAUCCAAACACCCCAUUCAAGGAACCACUCAGCAUACUCUGAGCUCCCCCAAUGGACAAAAGAAACCCCAGGGCCCUGUGUCAGCACUGCAGCGGAUACCCAACACCAAAGCAGUGGCUUCUGUUCCAUCCAAGAACUCCUCCUCCAAUCAAGGCUCUGGCCCUCAGCCCCUCAACCUCCAGAACAAACCGGCACAAAGCAAAGACUCCCCAGGAAAUGGAGCCACGCCAGUGUCAGGCCUGAGAAACACGGCCAACCCUGCGAGGAAAAGCAGCGUCCCACAAAACCAGGAUUACAAUCCUCCAAAGAGUCCGGCGACUCCUGGAAGAAUGCAGGCCAGGAAGAACCAGCCCGGAGCGGACAAGGUCAAGGAAGUGACAGAAAUCCAGUCCUCGAGAGUCCAAGGGAGGCUGGAGAAGAGCGGCGUGCACAAGUCCUCCGCAGAGGCUCCGAGCCAACAAGGCAAGAAGGCCAAAAUGAACGACAUGAGCACAGGCGAGGAGGAGAGCAGUUCAGACUCAGACCAAGACUCUUCCUUCACCGGGCAGGAUCGCUCGGUGAACCAGAACCAGGACUGGAAACCCACGCGGAGUCUGAUAGAGCACGUGUUUGUAACGGAUGUCACGGCUAACCUAGUUACCGUCACGGUCAAGGAGUCGCCGACCAGUGUGGGCUUCUUCAGCCUCCGCAACUACUGACCAGGAUCCCGAGACACUACCGAGAACCAGAGGAGCUUUGAAGGAACUGGAUAAAACCCUGAGGAACACGUCAGGGAACGGAGGUCAAUUUGUUUCCUUUAUAUUUUCUUAGAAGAAGACUAUAAUUUUAGAUUAGAAGAAAGAAAGAAACAAAAAAGGGAUGGACGUCAGUUUUUGAUUGUUAUUUAUUUUCUACAAAUUGUGUAAGAAAUGGAAGCGGAGGAAGGGCAACGUCUCAACAACUCUCAGCGAGUCCG